CAUUUCCCAGAAUAAAACUAUAAGUUAAAGCAUCCUAUGCCAGCUAUAUAUAUCCAUCCUCCACAUCCUCUACGCACAUUCUUUUUCCAUAGAUUAAUCAGAAUUGAAACUUUCCAUGGAAGAGCUUCUCUUUCUUGUACAAAACAACGAUGAUAUUGUGCUGCUUAUUACAGUUGUUGUCUUCUCAGCUGCAAUAACAUAUGUUGCCUCUAAAGCUCGGAGAAGAUUAGACAUAGGAGAAGGGGAAGCAGCAGCAGGAGGAGGAGGAAAUAUCCCUGGCCGCCUUGGAAUACCUAUCAUAGGUGAAACCUUUUCAUUUCUUUCGGCAACUAACAGUACCAACGGAUGCUAUGAUUUCGUAAGGCUCCGACGAUUAUGGUAUGGGAGUUGCUUCAAGACAAGGAUAUUUGGCAAGAUCCAUGUGUUUGUCCCAAGUCCAGAGGGUGCAAAACAGAUAUUGACAAAUGAUUUUGUGGAUUUCAACAAAGGAUAUGUUAAAUCAAUGGCAGAUGCCGUUGGAGAGAAGAGCUUGCUAUGUGUGCCGCACGAUAGCCAUAAAAGGAUUAGGAGACUUCUUUCUGAUCCUUUCUCCAUGCCUUCACUAUCUAAGUUUGUUCAGAACUUCGAUCAAAAGCUUACACAGAAGCUGAAGAAAUUAGAAGAAAGUGGUGAAAGAUUUUCAGCCCUUCAGUUCAGCAUGAAGAUGAUACUUGAUGCAAUGUGCAAUAUGCUAAUGAGUAUCACAGAGGAUUCCUUGCUACAAGUGAUAGAAAGAGAUUGCACUGCUGUUUCAGAUGCUAUGUUAUCCUUUCCUCUCAUGAUUCCUGGCACCAGAUACUAUAAAGGCAUUAAGGCACGUCAACGGCUCAUGGAAACCUUCAGAGGGAUGAUUGGUGAUAGACGAGGUGGAAAGGAGACUCAUAAUGACUUCCUGCAGUCCAUGUUGCAGAGAGAUUCAUAUCCAUCCAGUGAAAAGCUUGACGACACGGAUAUCAUGGAUAACUUGUUAACAUUGAUAAUUGCAGCGCAGACCACCACUGCUGCUGCUAUGAUGUGGAGUGUCAAGUUCCUAGAUGAGAACAGAGAUGCCCAAGACAGGCUUAGGGAAGAGCAACUGUCCAUUGCCAAAAAUAAGCUAGAUGGAGCCUCACUCACCAUUGAAGAUCUUAACAAAAUGUUCUAUGGCUUAAAGGUUGUGAAAGAAACAUUGAGGAUGUCAAAUGUCCUGUUAUGGUUUCCUCGAGUUGCACUUAAUGAUUGCAUAAUUGACGGCAAGUUCCUCUGCACACUUGCAGCCAAAUUCCUGAAGUUCCGUUUUGAGAUAAAGAAAGGAUGGCACGUAAAUGUAGAUGCAACAUGUAUUCAUUACGACCCAGAAUUGUACAAGGAUCCAAUGCAAUUCAACCCUUCAAGAUUUGAUGAAAUGCAAAAACCAUACAGUUUUAUACCUUUUGGAUCAGGACCUAGGACUUGCCUGGGAAUGAACAUGGCCAGAGUGAUAAUGUUGGUAUUUCUGCACCGGCUAACUAGAGGAUACAAGUGGACAAUUCAUGAUCAUGAUCCCAGCCUAGAAAAGAAGACUCAUGUUCCUAGACUGAGGAGUGGAUGUCCCAUAACUUUGAAAGCCUUGGAUGAUGGAAAAUAAGCAAGCAUGUUUUCUUGUGGUGCAGGAAACUAGUUAGUAAUCUAGCAAAUGCAAUGCAGCAUAAUUAUCAUUCUCUGUUACAGUUUAGCAUAUGGGCACACUGUUCUUGUGAAUAGAUAAAACUGGCCUUUUAUUGUUU
This is a messenger RNA of Hevea brasiliensis (rubber tree), 1784 nucleotides long. RefSeq names its product abscisic acid 8'-hydroxylase 1. Gene Ontology annotation, molecular function: monooxygenase activity; iron ion binding; heme binding. NCBI's taxonomy places the organism in Eukaryota, Viridiplantae, Streptophyta, Magnoliopsida, Malpighiales, Euphorbiaceae. Gene Ontology annotation, biological process: brassinosteroid biosynthetic process; brassinosteroid homeostasis; sterol metabolic process. The transcript is spliced from 9 exons. The record is from RefSeq and is a predicted model, not a curated record. The coding region runs from base 116 to 1645 and encodes 509 amino acids.